CCUUUUUCUCAUUCUUCCUUCUUACUUCACACACCCUUCCCUCAUGGGUCGUUUCUGGACUUUGCUCUCGAACCUUCAUUCAAUAGCAGGGCCUGUGGUGAUGUUGCUGUAUCCAUUAUAUGCAUCGAUUAUAGCAAUAGAGAGUCCAGGCAAGGAAGAUGAUGAACAGUGGCUUGCUUAUUGGAUCCUAUAUUCAUUGCUCACUUUAACAGAGAUGUUGUUUCAAUCAGUCUUGGAAUGGAUACCUAUUUGGUACACUGUGAAGCUAUUGCUCAUGGCAUGGCUGGUUUUACCACAGUUUAGAGGGGCUGCUUUCAUAUACGAAAGAUUCGUGAGAGAACAAAUGAUUAGAUAUGGGUUUUUGAGAGGCCAUCAUCACGCUUCUCCUGAUGGGAAGGGCAAGAAGAAAUUUGUGCAGUUCAUCACCCCCAAGAAAGGGGAGCACGAGGCUUACUGAGGAAAAAGGGUAUUUGGUUGGUGGAUAUUUGCUUGUUUCAUAUUUCAAGCUUUGGUUGUGGUUGUAAAUGGUUGCCCUUUGUUCAAGUUUAUGGGAUUCAGUUCUUUGAGUAAAUGUUGUAAUGAUUUGUAAUGAGAUGAUUAUGGGGAAAAAAACUUAAUAUCUUUGCAG
This is a messenger RNA of Hibiscus syriacus, 628 nucleotides long. RefSeq names its product HVA22-like protein e. Bases 44 to 457 code for a protein of 137 amino acids. The record is from RefSeq and is a predicted model, not a curated record. Lineage: Eukaryota; Viridiplantae; Streptophyta; Magnoliopsida; Malvales; Malvaceae. The transcript has 5 exons.